ACACACCGAAUAUAUUCAGUUUCAAGCAUGGGAAGAAGAAAGGACAAACGGAAGUUCCACAAAAAAGAACAGGAGCAAUCAAAAGAUGGACAAGGUUGGAAAAAUGACAUCAGAGGUGCUGGGUACUUAGCAACUCCAAAAGAGAAUCAGAUUUUUGAAAAGUACUAUAAGGAACAAGGCAUAAUUCCUGAAGAGGAGUGGGACCAGUUUAUUGACACGCUCAGACGACCUCUUCCAAGCUCUUUCAGAAUAACUGGAUUUAAGAGCCAAGCCAAAGCCGUGUUGGCCAUCAUCAAGAGUGAAUUCUUUAGCGAGCUGAUGAACAGGAAGCCUGAUGCAGAUGAGGAAAGCCUUCCUAAGCCAACAUGUAUAUCGUGGUACCCAGAUGAGUUGGCAUGGCAACUAAACAUCAAUAGAACGAUCAUCAGAAAGUCUGUUCCUCUUCAGAAGCUUCAUCACUUUCUCAUCACAGAGACAGAGAGUGGCAACAUCAGUCGACAGGAGACGGUCAGCAUGAUUCCGCCGUUGCUCAUGGAUGUGAAACCUCAUCACAGUGUGCUAGACAUGUGUGCAGCUCCAGGAUCGAAAACAGCACAGUUGAUAGAGAUGCUGCACACAGGAGAUACAACCAACCCAGAGGGUUUUGUGAUUGCGAAUGACUCCGACAACAAGCGCUGCUACUUGUUGGUGCAUCAGACCAAACGACUCGAAAGUCCGUGCUUCAUGAUCACUAAUCAAGACGCAUCGCACAUGCCCAAUCUGCUGGUGACCAAGCCAGAUGGCCAGAAGACAAACUUGCUGUACGAUCGCAUAUUAUGCGACGUUCCAUGCAGUGGGGACGGAACACUGCGUAAAAACGUGGACAUGUGGCGGAAGUGGGUGCCACAGAACAGCAACAAUCUACAUGGUUUACAACUGAGAAUUCUGAGGCGAGGGCUUGAGCUGCUAGAGGAGGGAGGAAGACUCGUUUACUCAACCUGUUCUAUGAACCCGGUGGAGAAUGAGGCUGUUAUUGCUUCCAUGCUCAACAAUUGUGAAGGUUCGGUUGAGUUGGUAGAUAUAUCCCAACAGCUGCCUGCCUUGAAGAGGCAACCAGGACUGACAAGCUGGAAGGUGAUGAGUAAGGCACAGGUAUGGUACAGCAGCAUGGACGAAGUUCCAGAGCUUUUCCACACACAGAUUCGAGGAUCUAUAUUCCCCCCUGCUAAUGUGCAGCAGCUCCAUCUGGAGAAUUGCCUACGGAUACUGCCACAUCAUCAGGACACAGGUGGCUUCUUUGUGGCAGUGCUGCAAAAGAAUAGCCGUCUUCCUUGGAUGACAGCUAAACCUCCAAAGGUCUCUGCACCUGUUGAGGAAGAUGGUAGCAAUGCUGGUGAAGGGGAUGGUGAGAAGAAGAUAGAAACACGUGCAUAUAGCCCACCAAAAAAGAAGUUCAGAUAUGAGGGUUAUAAAGAAGAUCCCUAUAUCUUCUUGGAUCCAGAUGACCCAAUAUUACCACCCAUCAAGGAGUUUUACGGCCUUGGUGACACUUUCCCAGUGAAGUGCCUGAUGACACGCUGCCUGGAGGGUCAGAAACGUCAUCUAUACUUGUCCUCUCCAGCAGUCAAGGACAUAAUUGUGCACAACGAACAGAAAAUAAAAAUUAUUAAUACUGGAGUGAAAAUCCUAGCCAGGAGCAACAAAAAGGGUGUUGAUUGUGACUUCCGACUCUGCCAAGAGGGAUCAAGAAGUAUGCUGCCAUACAUAACUACUAGAGUCCUGGAAGUGGCAGAGCAAGAAGACAUUGUGACACUACUCACUCAGGAGAACCCAUUUCUUUACAGAAUGAGUCCCCCUCUCCACGAAAAGCUAAAGAAUAUAUCUACUGGCAGCAUAUGUUUCCUCUUCAAUCGACCAGCAAGUGAGAAUGCUUCGAAAUUCUCCAUUGAGAUAGUGGGAUGGAGGGGAAAGGUUUCGGUGCGCUCGUUUGUUCCCAAAGAUCUGCGCAUGCACAUCCUCAGACUGUGUGGAGUAGAUGUGUCCACGAUAGAUAAGGCUUUCCAGCUUAAGCUUGAGAAGAUAGAAAACAAAAGAAAAACUGAUGGAAAGUACCAGGACGAUGAUGAAGAAGGUGGAGUGAAUGAGGCAGGGUCUCCGGGUGAUGUGGAAAGUACCGAUAAAGACACAGUUACAGAUUUAGAGGUGGAUAGACAAGAUGAUAGCACUAAGAUCCUCAGUGGUGUAAUUGAAAAUGCAGACUCUGAAGGGAAGAAGUCUAAUGACGGUGAAACAAAUGCACCCAUGGAAGAAAAUAGCACAUCUUCAAUAGGUGCCAAUGGUGAUGGAAUGCAUAAUGGCGUGAAAAGUAGCAAGACAGAAGCCUCCAGUGAAACGGUUAUAGCAACUGCAGAGGAACAUAGUUAAGAAUGGAGUUUGCAGUUACAGACAAAGCAAGACAAUCUCAGCCCCAGCUUAAAGCAGUAUCGUUUGCAAAAUAAUGCCUAAAACGAGCUCUGUGGGCACUCUGAGCAUAUAUAUUAUCUUGUCCAACCACUUUGUAGGGAUAUACCUAUUAAAAAAUACAGAAAUACUUUCUAUUACCAUGUAACCACCAUAACUAAUAUUACCAUCCAAUGAAUAAUGCACAUGUAGGUUUACUCAACUAGCUGGCAGUCACUCUGGCAGUCAGUCCGUUUUUCAAUUCUUUUCCAAUAAACACAGAUAUAUUUUUGUAAUUUUAAUUAAUUUAAUGGAAUACUUGACUCUAGGUUCUAGGGUUAUUUUCAGUUGAUUUAGG
Molecule: messenger RNA, 2776 nt
Organism: Priapulus caudatus
Lineage: Eukaryota; Metazoa; Priapulida; Priapulimorpha; Priapulimorphida; Priapulidae
Product: tRNA (cytosine(34)-C(5))-methyltransferase-like
Exons: 20
Coding region: 28-2403 (791 amino acids)
Biological process (GO): tRNA methylation
Cellular component (GO): nucleus; cytoplasm
Molecular function (GO): tRNA binding; tRNA (cytidine-N5)-methyltransferase activity
Source: RefSeq, a predicted model, not a curated record